Molecule: messenger RNA, 1843 nt
Organism: Erinaceus europaeus (western European hedgehog)
Lineage: Eukaryota; Metazoa; Chordata; Mammalia; Eulipotyphla; Erinaceidae
Gene: DNAJB7
Product: DnaJ heat shock protein family (Hsp40) member B7
Exons: 1
Coding region: 857-1798 (313 amino acids)
Biological process (GO): protein refolding; positive regulation of proteasomal ubiquitin-dependent protein catabolic process
Cellular component (GO): endoplasmic reticulum membrane; cytosol
Molecular function (GO): Hsp70 protein binding; ATPase activator activity
Source: RefSeq, a predicted model, not a curated record
GAAGUUGAAAAACAAGAUCAGAAAAGAAAACACAAGUAGAACUUGAACUGGAAUUGGCGUAUUUCACCAAAGUAAGACUUUGGGGUGGGUGGAUGGGAAGAAUACAGACCCAAGAAGGAUGGCAGAGGACCUAAUUGGGUUUGUAUUGUUAUAUGGGAAACUGGGAAAUGUUAUGCAUGUACAAACUAUUGUAUUUACUGUUGAAUGUAAAACAUUAAUUCCCCAAUAAAGAAAUUAAAAAAAAACUUAUGAUAUACAUUUAGCUAAAAGACAAGAAGUAAAAUAAUCUUUGCUAUUCUAAUCUCUAGCACCACAAAUUUAUCUUUUUCUAACCUACAUAGUCCAAAGAACUUCUAGUAUUCAUAACUCUGCUAAUAAAAAAAUAAAAAAAUAAACUAGGGUGGUCCAGGAGGUGGCACAGUGGAUAAAGUACUGGACUCUCAAGCAUCAAGUCCCAAAUUCAAUCCCUGGCAGCACAUGUACCAGAGUAAUGUCUAGUUCUGUCUCUCCUCCUAUCUUUCUCAUUAAUAUUUAAAAAAAAAAAAAACUAGUGAAAUAGUCCAGAGGAUGUGGGGUGUGGACUGACUCUGAACUACCUCCACUUAGAAGUUCUAAUCCCUACCCCAACCCAAGAAUGACACCAUAAUGUAGUCCUCUCUGACAUAAGCUGGUAACUCUGCUUGCCACAUAAUCAGUACCCUAAGCUCUGCUAGCAGUGGUUUGUGGGUGAUACAUUGCCUUCAAUGCAAAAAUGUACCUAGUUGCAGUCACUGCCUUUACCACCACCAGCAGCAUAGCCUGAGCUGAAGGAAACCAGUCAUUAUCCAGCAGACUUCUUUCAACAAUCUAUUAAAACAUGUUGAAUUACUAUGAAGUUCUAGGAGUGCAGAGAUAUGCUUCACCUGAGGACAUUAAAAAGGCUUAUCAUAAAGUGGCACUAAAAUGGCACCCUGAUAAAAAUCCAGAAAAUAAAGAAGAAGCAGAGAAAAAAUUCAAAGAAGUAGCAGAGGCCUAUGAGGUAUUAUCAAAUGAUGAAAAACGGAACAUUUAUGAUAAAUAUGGUAAAGAAGGACUAAAUGGUGGAGAUGGAAAUCAUUUCGACAAGUCUUCUGAGUAUGGCUUCACACUUCAAAAGUCAAGUGAUGUUUUUAAAAAAUUUUUUGGUGAAAGGGACGUAUUUUCAUUUCGUUUCUUUGAAGACUCACUCGAGGACCUUUUAUAUUGUCCAAGAAGUUCCUACGGAAGCAGAAGCAGAGGUGCAAGGUCCUUUUUCUCUACCUCCAGUGAAUAUCCAGUUUUUGAGAGGUUUUCUCCAUAUGACACAAGAUAUACAUCAUAUAGUUCACUGGGCCAUGAAGGCCUUAAUUCAUUUUCUUCCCUGUCAUUUGAUGACAGUGGGAUGGGUAACUACAUAUACUUUUCUGAAUUUACAACUUCAGGCAAAGCUGCUAAGAGUAGAAAUACCCAUACAAGCAAACAUACUGAAAAUCAUCAAGAGAUAGAAGUUGAGGAUGAUGAUGAACUGAAGUCCUUCCUUAUAAAUGGCAUGACAGAUGAUGAGGGCUCUAUAGAGGAAUGCUGCUGGAGAAGACAGCCAUUCAAUUAUUCACCAAAGUGCUACUGUCCCAAACAUGUAUCUCACUGUACUUUUAUGAACACUGAUCAGCAUCGUAUGCCUUGGGUCACUAGCACCUGGGAUCCCUAUCUUUUUUCAGCAGGACUCAAAGAAGGUGGUAAGAGGAGAAAAAAAAAGCAUAAAGAGGUACAGAAGAAGAAGUCAACCAAAAGGAAUCGUUAAAUUGACUCAUCAGACGCAUUAUGUUCAUAUAACAUUUGAACCCAA